GCGGGCGGAAGAACGUCGGGCCACGCAUUGCCCAGGUGACGUCGGAGCUCUCAGAGCCCUAGAGGCCCGGCGAGCAUCCACGCGGACGGGCCCUUGCCUGUUGUCUGCCCAAGUGAAUAGCCUCAGGGGCCCGCAGUUGCUUACCAUGCUCUGGUGAACUUUUUCUCUUGUUCGACACAGCACCAGACGAGGCUGCGCUGCUUCCACCAGCUUCUCUUGGCGCAGGCGCUAGCCCCAGCCGGCUAGGCGGCCCUCGCGACCUGCUCCGAGCCCUAGAGGUCCAGUGCUUGUCAACGACGUCCUAUCGCAGCAACACCCACGACAUCCUAUCGCCGACACUGCUCGCACGCCUCGGUUUCUGGACUCUGCCUCCGCCUGCUGCGGCCCUCCAGCUUCGACGGCCGCCUCCUGACUCCUGCCGGCGAGUGGCUGCCACGCCGAGACGCUGCCCGCCAUGGGGCUCUCCGGCUUCUGCGCGAAGCUCUUCAGUGCCUGCUGCGGCGGACGCUCAAAAGAUAGUAUCUAUGAUCCAGUGCUAGCAGACAGCGAGCGCGAAGCCGUGGCCGACCUCCUAGGCUUCUUGGAAAAUCGAGCCGAGACCGAUUUCUUCUCCGGAGAGCCGCUCCGCGCAUUAAGUACACUAGUAUAUUCAGACAACAUCGAUUUGCAGAGGUCGGCGAGCUUGACCUUCGCCGAAAUCACCGAGAGAGAUGUCAGAGAAGUCGACCGUGAUACGCUCGAGCCGAUUCUAUUCCUGCUCCAAAACCCCGAUAUCGAGGUGCAGCGCGCGGCAAGUGCGGCGCUGGGCAACCUGGCCGUGAACACCGAGAAUAAAGUCGCAAUUGUUGCGCUCGGUGGCCUCGCGCCGUUGAUCAAGCAGAUGAACUCGCCGAACGUCGAAGUGCAAUGCAAUGCCGUCGGAUGCAUUACAAACCUCGCGACACACGAGGACAACAAGUCCAAAAUAGCACGGUCAGGAGCUCUGCAGCCCUUGACUAGGCUUGCCAAAUCGAAGGACAUGCGCGUGCAGAGGAAUGCGACGGGAGCGCUGCUCAACAUGACACACUCCGAUGACAAUCGGCAACAGCUCGUCAAUGCCGGCGCCAUUCCAGUCCUGGUGCAGCUCCUGAACUCUCCAGACGUUGAUGUGCAGUACUAUUGCACAACAGCCCUCAGCAACAUUGCCGUCGACGCCACCAAUAGGGCAAAGCUCGCUCAGACCGAAGGACGCUUGGUACAGUCGUUGGUCCACCUCAUGGAGUCAUCUUCUCCCAAAGUGCAGUGCCAGGCUGCAUUAGCGCUACGAAACCUCGCGUCAGACGAACGUUAUCAGCUCGACAUUGUGCGGGCCCGCGGCCUGCCGUCGCUUCUCCGACUCCUGCAAUCUUCCUACCUCCCCCUUAUUCUCUCCGCCGUUGCAUGCAUACGGAAUAUUUCCAUCCACCCUGCGAACGAAUCUCCGAUCAUUGAGGCCGGUUUCCUGCGGCCGCUCGUCGACUUGCUGGGCUCCACAGAGAACGACGAGAUCCAAUGCCACGCCAUCUCCACGCUUCGAAACCUAGCGGCUAGUUCGGACAAGAACAAGCAGCUGGUUCUCGAGGCCGGAGCUGUACAGAAGUGCAAACAGUUGGUGCUGAAUGUGCGGCUCCCGGUGCAGUCGGAGAUGACUGCAGCGAUUGCGGUCCUGGCAUUGAGCGAAGAAUUGAAGCCGCAUCUGCUCAACCUUGGAGUCUUCGAUGUCCUUAUUCCCCUGACGGAAUCAGACAGCAUUGAAGUCCAAGGAAACAGUGCGGCAGCUCUAGGGAAUCUAUCAUCAAAAGUGGGCGAUUACACUAUCUUCAUUCAAAACUGGACCGAACCCGCUGGCGGCAUACAUGGAUAUCUCCGCCGCUUUCUGGCCAGCGGAGACCCCACCUUCCAGCACAUCGCUAUCUGGACGUUGCUACAAUUACUCGAAUCCGAAGACCCCCGACUACUCGAGCGCAUAGCGAAGUCGAACGACAUAGUUCGCAUGGUCUCCGACAUCGCGGAGCGCAACAUCGAAUCGGACGAUGAAGAUAACGAGGACGGCGAGGGCGAGGUUGUUAGCCUUGCCCGACGAUGCCUUGAGAUCCUCGGCAAGUCACCUAAAACCCUCGUAGAGGGCUAAAAUUCUUGGAAGGUUUCUUAUACCCAUUUCAACGCUUGAUUAUCGCUCCUCUCCGUUUCUUACACUCGUUCGCUGAUUUCCUAAUGUGGUUCAUGUGUAUUCUUGCUAUCAUGCUUGCGCAUGAUAGGCGACGGCGUUUCCUGGAGCAACGAUAUCUACAAUAUUCAUAGCGAGCAUGGGUGGAGCAGGGUUUCGUAUUACUGGCGGCAUACCACGUUUUCCUGUUGUUUUAUCUGGACUAGAAUUGCUCCAGCGUUUGAUGGAAAGAUUGUAAUCCUUGGUUUGGAUCGCUGGGGUACUUGACGUUGGAGUGAUCCCAUGUCCAAUCCAUUACGUGUAUAGGGCACUGAAACCAUUCAGGAAAAGAGAUCCCGGUCCACCAUUUUCCCAUCUCGAUGUUAAUUUAGAUUAUGUGAACCUGCGAAUCCAUAUAAUGAAG
Messenger RNA from Trematosphaeria pertusa, 2588 nucleotides. Its product is annotated as ARM repeat-containing protein. Bases 455 to 2149 code for a protein of 564 amino acids. Gene Ontology annotation, biological process: vacuole inheritance; nucleus-vacuole junction assembly. The record is from RefSeq and is a predicted model, not a curated record. Lineage: Eukaryota; Fungi; Ascomycota; Dothideomycetes; Pleosporales; Trematosphaeriaceae. Gene Ontology annotation, molecular function: protein binding; protein-membrane adaptor activity. Gene Ontology annotation, cellular component: fungal-type vacuole membrane. The transcript has 7 exons.